AGGUUGUGUUUGCGGCAGCGUCAUGGCGGCGUACGGUGUGAAUUUUGAGAGCGCAAACAGCAUUAAAUCAAGAAAAGAGUCCAAAAGAGAAGAAAGAGAGCGAGUUAUACAAAAGGCUAAAGAGAAGUUCGAGAAGGAGGAGCGGAGGAAGGCCGAGAGGAAAGCCAGGGGUGAAGACACAUGGAUGCUUCCGGAUGUUGACCUUCGACUACAGCAGAUCGGAGAGGAGCAUACUGUGAAAACCAAGAAAGCUAAAAAGGAGAAGAAAGCAAAGAAGAGUAAGAAAGAGAAGAAGAAAAAAGCCAAGAAAGAGAAAAAAGACGAGGGAGAUGCAUCUUGUGACAGCUCUGAAGACUCAGAGGACGAGUGGGUGGAGGCUACACAACCAUCAGGGGGCAAAGACAAGUCAUUGGAGGCGGAACCAGAGGCCACACCCUCUUCCAGCUCAGCCAGUAAUAACCAAAGAGAUGAAUGGAUGACCUUUGACUUCCUGGCGAUGAAGACGACCUCUGUGGCAGACAGACGAGCGCAGAAAGAAGCAGAGAAAGAGGCAGAGCGACAGAAAGCACAGGCGAUUGAACAGGCUGGUCUUCACAGGUUAGAGUUGAACCCUUACUGGAAGGAUGGAGGAAGUGGUUUGCCUCCAGAGGAAUCCUCCAGUACUGCGGUGAAAAAAGCUGGAGUGGUGAAUGAUGGAGGGGUGAGCUGGCUCCGAAAGUCCUAUCAGAGGAUGAAGGAGCAGGCGGACAGAGAGCAGCGCAGUCUGGAUAGUGUGGUGGCCGAGAGAUAUGGGUCAAUGGAGGAGUUCCAGAAGAGACUAAAAGAGGCAGAAGAUGCUGCGUAUGGAGAGAGGAGAGAUGAUGAGAAGGAGAGAGGGAGGAGAGAAAAAGGGAAGGAGAGCUGGAGGAGAAACGACAGAGAAGAAGGGAGAGAACAAUGGAGGAGAGAUGAAGAAAAGGACAGAUGGAGAAGAAAUGACAGAGACGAAGGGAGAGAAAGGUGGAGGGGAGAUGAAGAUAAGGAGAGAUGGAGAAAAGACGGAUGGAGGAGAGGAGAAAGGGAGGACAGACGGAGAGAAAGAUCUCCAAAUGCUGAGAGAGAGAGAGCGAGAUCUCGUGAUGACCUGUCCAGCAAGUUUCUCAAACCCUCAGAAGAUGAUGAAGUGAGCCGAGGGGCGGGGUUUAAGAAAGGCUCUUCGUCCAAUCAGAGUGCAGCAUUCAGAAAGCCUGUAGAUGAUGUUGAAAUGAGCAGAGAGGCUGGAUUUAAGAAAGGCUCAUCAUCCAAUGAGAACGCAGCAUUCAGAAAGCCUGUUGAUGAUGAUGAUGAAAUGAGCAGAGGGACAGCGUUUAAGAAAGGCUCUUCAUCCAAUCAGAGUGCAGCGUUCAGAAAGCCUGUUGAUGGAGAUGAUGAUGAUGAUGAUGAUGAAAUGAGCAGAGGGGCGGAGUUUAGGAAAAGCUCUUCAUCCAAUCAGAGUGCUGCAUUCAGAAAGCCUAUCGAUAAUAAUAAUGAGGGUAGAGGUGUUGCAGCUGCCUGGAGGAAGAGCAGCGCUGUUAAGGAUUCAGAGAGACCGACCCUGCAGAAACACACAGAGAAGAGCGCCGCCCUGCAGGAGGACAGCAAAACAACUACAACAGUGAGCAGUUCAGAGAGUGAGGAGGAGGAAGAGGAAGAGCUGAUCCUGACAGACGAGGAGAUGAAUAAAUUGGGAGCCAAAAUUGUCAAGGCAGAAAUCAUGGGAAACACGGCUCUGCUGGAGAAACUGAGAGCUCAGAUGGAAGCGGCCCGGCGGGCGAAAGAAAAGCGAGCUCAAAUAAAAGACCAGAGCAAACAGGCAUCUGAACCUGCCGUCUCGGAGAAAGAGGUGUUGCUGUUCAGAACCGACCCGUCAGGACGAGCCUGGCCCGUUAAUGCCCCGUCAGAAACACUGGAGCCCAGAGGAGGACGCAGGAAACGAAAAGCGAUUGAGACUCAUCAGGAUGGCGAGCGCGUGCGAUAUUUCGAUGAUGAUGAUGGUGUGGAUCUGCGAGAGAUGGUCAGACGGGAGAAGAUGAGUUCGGCUGAGGACCAGAACGCUCUUUACUCACGCAUGGCCGCCAAGAUGAUGGGGAGGACGGACGGUGAUAACUACACCUUGGAUGACAUGUUUGUGUCCAGUGCAGCUCAGAAGGAAAGAGCAGGUCGAGACGAGGAAAGGCAGAGAAACAAAGCUGUGCAGGAGACUAGGCGGUUAGCAGGACGCAUGGAGAAAUGCCCACACUGUUUCGACAGUGCUGAACUGCCCAAACACCUCAUCAUCGCCGUCGGAACCAAGGUGUAUUUGUGUCUGCCCAACAGCGUGUCUCUGACUGAAGGUCACUGUUUGAUCGUGCCGGUGCAACAUCACACAGCAGCCACAGGCCUGGACGAGGACAUAUGGGGCGAAAUACAGAUGUUCCGUCGUGCCUUAGUGCGCAUGUUCGAGUCUCAGGAGCUGGACUGUGUGUUUUUGGAGACUCAUAUGAAUCCUAAAAGGCAUCUGCACAUGGUGUACGAGUGUGUGCCAAUGCCCAGAGAGCUCGGUGAUAUGGCGCCCAUUUACUUUAAGAAAGCCAUUAUGGAAUCGGACGAGGAAUGGGCCAUGAAUAAAAAAGUUGUGGAUCUCUCGAAGAGAGACAUCAGACAGGCUGUUCCUCGAGGGUUGCCGUACUUCUCUGUGGAUUUUGGGCUGCAGGGCGGCUUUGCUCACGUCAUUGAGAAUGAGCAGAAGUUUCCACACUAUUUCGGCAAAGAAAUCCUUGGCGGGAUGCUUGAUCUGGAACCGAGACGCUGGCGCAAACCAAUACGAGAGAAUUUCGAUGAUCAGCGUAAAAAGGUUCUGAAGUUCGCACAGUGGUGGAAACCAUUUGACUGCACUAAAAGUGAUAGCUAGCCAAUCAGAGACUGCUUUGCUUCAUUCUGUAUUCUGAUUGGCUGAGCCGUCACAUCAGUAUGACUUUUAAUGCCUGAUUUUUUAUUACUUGUGUAAUACUUGUGUCUGUUUCAGAAAAUAUCCAGAAAGUUGUCCAGAAAGUUUAAAACCAGACUAUAAAAAAGACGCAUUUUAUUGAUGUGUUUCUGAUGCUGUAGAGUUUAGCAUUGUUUCACCAGCUCUUGUCCAGUAAAUUGCAUUAAACUCCAAAUAAAAUAUGACAUGACUUCCA
Danio rerio (zebrafish) is the source of this 3179-nucleotide messenger RNA. RefSeq names its product CWF19 like cell cycle control factor 2 (gene cwf19l2). Gene Ontology annotation, cellular component: nucleus. Lineage: Eukaryota; Metazoa; Chordata; Actinopteri; Cypriniformes; Danionidae. The record is from RefSeq and is marked validated.